Messenger RNA from Dentiscutata heterogama, 1889 nucleotides. NCBI's taxonomy places the organism in Eukaryota, Fungi, Glomeromycota, Glomeromycetes, Diversisporales, Gigasporaceae. The record is from the annotation of a GenBank genome assembly.
AAAGAUAUUUAUCAUCAGAUAGUGAUAGGUCAAAACCGCAUAAUUAUUUACUUUAUGGAGUAAUUGUUCACAGUGGUGAUUUACAUAGAGGCAGUUAUUAUGUUUUUAUAAAGCCAGAAAAGAAUGGCAAAUGGUUCAAGUUUGAUGAUAAUAUAAUUAUACCUGUCACUGAUAAAGAAGUGCUUGAAAAAAAUUAUGGUGCUGAAGUUCCCAAUGCUAUCGGUUCUAAAAAUGCAUACAUGUUGAUAUAUAUCCGUGAAUCCGAUAUCGAUUUUGUGCUAUCUCCCAUAUUUGCUAAGGAGAUACCAAAUCAUCUAAAAAGUCGCUUAGAUAAAGAGAAAGCUUUAUGUGAACAUAAAAAAAAAAAAGCUGAAAAACGUCAUUUAUAUUUGUAUAUUAAGAUUGUUACCCUAGCUUCCUUUGAGAGUUAUCAAGGAUUUGAUCUUGCUAAUUUCGGCAAUAAACAAUAUCCGCUAUCUAAAAUUCCACAUUAUAAAAUUUUGAAAAAUGAAAAAUAUAAGAAUAUCAAAGCUUGGGCCGCUAAACACUUUGGACAUAAAACUGAACAAAUAAGGUUAUGGGUCCUUUUAAAUCGCCAGAAUCAGACUGUUAGGCCAGAAACUCUAUUAACAGACGAUUUUCUUGACAUGACAAUGGAACAAGUUCACACAAAAGUAGCAGCAAGGCCAAAUGAAUUGAAAUUAUUUUUGGAAGUGGUAAAACCGAUUAACGGCAAAUUAUGGUUCCCGCCGAUAGAAAAUGGUUUCCAUACAUUGGUUUUCAUUAAGUAUUUUAACCCCGAUACACAAUGUUUGGAAGGACUCUGUCAUUUAUAUGUUCAUAAAUCUGGUGAAGUUGGUGAUAUUAUUCCAAUUCUUUGCGAGAAGAAGAAAUUUCCACCACAUACAUCCUUGAAAAUAUACGAAGAAAUAAAACAAAAUAUGAUUCAAGAGAUGAACCCUACGCAGACUUUUCAACAACUUGGUAUACAAGAUGGUGAUAUAAUUUGCUUCCAAAAGGCUUUAAAUGAAAAAGAAACACAAGAACAUACUGCUGCGGGUCGUAUUCAUGAUAUUCCUACAUUUUACGAGUCAUUAUAUAUGCGUAUCAUUAUUCAAUUUAAACCGAAAUAUAAAAACCAAGAACAAUAUCCUGAAUUUGAAUUAGUUUUAAAUAAGAAAUACACAUAUGAUGAUGUCGCCAAAUACGUUGCUGCUCAUCUAAGCACAGAUCCUUUGAAGUUACGAUUUACAACGGCAAAGAAAACUGUAAUUGAAAGGACAACUACACAAAUACUGUCAGAGAUGCUUCAAACAACCCAUCAACCUAGAUCAGUAGAACUUUUAUAUUAUGAGAUGCUUGACAUUAAUAUUGUGGAAUUAGAAUCAAAGAAAUUCUUUAAGGUGCACUGGCUUGGAACAAUUGUCAAGGAAGAGGAAGUGAUUGAUAUUAGUCUUCCAAAAACUGCUAUGGUUAAUGAAAUUAUUAAAAUAAUUAUAAACAAACUAGCAUUAAGACCUACUAGUAGAAUUAGAUUAUAUGAUGCCUUACAUUGCAAAAUUCAAAAAGAAUAUGAUAUUAACGAUCCAAUAAAUAUGAUACAGGAAAAUACGACGUUAUAUGCGGAGGAAAUACCACAAGAAGAAAUCAAUCUAGACACCAAUGAUAAAGUUAUUCAAGAUGAGCCCUUCUAUACGACAAUAUUACGUCUUAAACUACGCUUAGGAAUAAAUGAAAAGGAUUUCUCGAAAGUAAAAGGUGCAAUUGUACAAGCGCAAUUACAUGCAAAGCCUCAGUAUAUAGAUGAUAAUGUUAUUCUGUCGGAUUAUGGAUUGACAGAAGAGCUUCUAGGUCUUGAUCAUCUUGUGUUUCACAAACUUGAGAUCGCU